Messenger RNA from Anas platyrhynchos (mallard), 7791 nucleotides. It is a transcript of the gene DNAJC5, whose product is annotated as DnaJ heat shock protein family (Hsp40) member C5. Gene Ontology annotation, biological process: regulation of synaptic vesicle cycle. Gene Ontology annotation, cellular component: intracellular membrane-bounded organelle; presynapse; membrane. NCBI's taxonomy places the organism in Eukaryota, Metazoa, Chordata, Aves, Anseriformes, Anatidae. The record is from RefSeq and is a predicted model, not a curated record.
GGCUCCGGCCCCUCCCCCGCCCGCCCGCGGUCGGCGUCGCCGGGUCCCGUCAGGAGCGCUCAGGGGGCGCCGCCGCCGCCGCCUCCCGGAGCCGCCCCCGCGUCGCUCCGCCCCGCCCGGGGCUGCCCGGCCCCGGUACCGGCUUCGGUUUCAGCCCCGGUACUGGCAACGAGCGCGGGGGGGUGCAGGUGGCCUCACCUCUGGGAUGGGACCCCUGACCUGGGAGCAGACGGCAUGGAGCACGGCAGCGGACAGCUCGGCAGCCCCGGGAAGUAGUUGUGCGACUGCAGGACACAGAGGGGUCGUGGCAAAGUCUGGGUGGAGGAGAUUCGGUUCUGGAGGUGCCUGCGAGCAGUUACCGCUUACCUCAGAAUAGUCCAACGAGAUUCCAGGGACCACUCCUCUGUUCAGGCUAGUUAAGAUGGCAGACCAGAGGCAACGUUCGCUGUCUACCUCUGGAGAAUCGUUAUACCACGUGCUAGGACUGGACAAGAAUGCUACUUCUGAUGAUAUUAAAAAGUCAUACAGGAAACUUGCAUUGAAAUACCAUCCUGAUAAAAACCCUGAUAAUCCAGAGGCAGCAGAAAAAUUCAAAGAGAUCAAUAAUGCACAUGCAAUAUUGACCGAUGCAACGAAGCGAAACAUUUAUGAUAAGUAUGGUUCUCUGGGUCUGUAUGUAGCAGAGCAGUUUGGUGAAGAAAAUGUGAACACGUAUUUCGUCCUAUCCAGCUGGUGGGCAAAGGCCUUGUUUGUGUUCUGUGGGCUCAUCACAGGCUGCUAUUGCUGUUGCUGUCUGUGCUGCUGCUGUAAUUGUUGCUGUGGGAAGUGUAAACCUAAACCUCCUGAAGGCGAAGAGCAGGAAUACUACGUCUCUCCAGAGGACUUGGAGGCACAGUUGCAGUCAGAUGAAAGGGAGGCCUCAGACGCACCUAUUGUGAUACAGCCAGCAUCAGCCACAGAGACGACCCAGCUCACAGCUGACUCUCACCCCAGCUACCACACUGAUGGAUUUAAUUAAGUUAAGGAAACACUGUAAUUAGAAUGGAUAAAAAAUUACAUGGCCAACUCAACACUAGAAUCAUGAACAUUAGAAGUAGAGAAUGGGGAGGGGGAAAAAAUUCUGCCAGAGUAAGAAGGCAGCUUUCCAACCUGCCGAGAAUAUUUUGUAAUCCCUUCAGCCUUUUGUCACCUUUCAGUGUCGUAUCUUGAUGAUACGUGAAGUGCUGUAGCAUGCAGUAUUUAAAGCAGUUUAGCUACGGUUUUAUGUUUUCUUUCUCUCUUUUUUUUUUUUAUAGCAUGUAUGGAGUUAUGUUAAAUGUCUGUGGUGUAAUGUAUUGAGUUGUCACAAUAUGUGUGAGGGAGACAUUCUGCAUUUUAAGCAGUAGUACUGGCCUAAAAAUGAGAUUUAAAAAGAAAAAGUUUCACAGAAGCCACCAUUUUUUCAUACAGCCAAGCUGUCAAAGACCUUUAAAAGUUCAUGAUUUUCAUUUGGGUGCAGCAAGCCAAUUCUCUUAUUCCUGCAUUGUUUAAGCAAGUUUACAAAGCCAAGAACCAAAAAAAAAAAAUGCCAGUCCUGCAGAGCUGGAGUUCUCUUUAAUGCUGGUUUUCAGCUUAAAUAAAUCUACCUUGAAAAAUAAGAAGGGAGAGUUUCCAAUCUUUGAACAGGUAAAUUGAUGAACACCUCUUUAUGCGUAAGGGUUAUCCUCAGUGUCAGUGUAAUCACAAGCUGUAGUUUGUCACAAAACCAACUGUGAAUGGGUUUCGUUGGUGGUGGCGGUGGGAUUUUAACUGCAAGCACAAUUCUGGUUUGGUUUGACUUUUCCUGAAAUGCUAAAGACCAAAUAGUGCAGCUUUUCGGAAUGCAUGAGAAUCUUAAAGUGAAACUGGUUCAUUGGUUUUCACCGAGCAAGUGGAUAAAAUACAGACAGGCAACAGCAUAAAUGUUAAAAAAUAAUAAUAAUAAUAAUUGGCUUUUACAUUUUUCUCUAAUAUUCUGAGAUACUAAGAGACAAAUGGGGUAUUACGUGUUUUUAUAAUCCAUUAGCCCUUUAAUUUUCUCAUGAGCAUCUUUGUGGAGCACUUAAAUGGCUUUUUAAGAACAAACCACCUUUCUUUAUGUUUAUAUUGUAUAAUUUGCACAUUGUUUUGCGUUUAGACUUGUUUACACCAGUUUUUCUUUUCCUCGGAACAACUGUGGGGAAACCAUUGAAAGGUUUCCUGUUCUGUUGUGAAGCCAAUAAUGUUUGAAUACUUCUCUUGAAACUGUGGUUGACUGAGAUUUGUUUAACUGUUAAAGAGGCAUUUUAGUCCGCUGCUGAAUCGCUGGUGUAUUUUGUUGUUAAUUCUCUUGGUUUAGGUCAUACGGAGCCGGGAUCUAGAGCAGCUACCAGUAAGCCUACGUGUGGCGCUUCUAGCAGUUAAUUACAGCCUCGUUAAUUCUGCUCUUAUGGUUUUAUAUCACAAUGCCUCUACCGUUCUUUGUACCCUCAUCUCCCCUUUUUCAUUUUUCACCUGAUUCUGUCCUGAGGCUAUUUACAGCCUCCCGUCCGGGGUGUGCUUUGAAGGUCUCUCCCGCUGCUCUUUUAAGGUCCAGGCGUUACGAAUGGGGUAAAAAAAAAAAAAAAAAAAGCACUGUCAGGCUGUGGGAGCUGCCAGCGAAUGAAGGGUACCCUCCUGCCAGGGAAUCUUUCUGAAUUUAUUUUCGCUCCAUCUGUGCAUGAGCUGGAAAUGAUAGAGCACAUAAAAUCUGAUGUGAAGCCACGCUCAACGCACUGGGUAGAAGAAAAUGUUAUAAAAACAGUCUAAACACCGAGGGAGGAACGCGUGCAAAGUGGGAUCUUACUGUCACUCUUGGUACAAACCCAUGUUUAUUGCUCGCCUGUUGCAAAUAAGCAUGCUUUUGUCACCACAUCAGGUUCCAAAAAUGAAAACUGACGAGAUGUAAGGAGCAAAUUUGUUAACUUCUGCCUCGUGGAUAGGCCUUCAGACCUGAAACGUUGUGGGUUAGUGAAAGAUUCUGAUUUGUCAGGAAAACUUUCUUGAGUGGGCUUGAGGACAGCUCUGAUUUGGCUCAAGGUCUUCAAUUAAGUCUUUGUUUGACCCCUUGGAAAGAAAAGCAAUUUUAAAGCUUAAAAAAAUGACAUCACGUAGGCUGUCCUUGUAGGUUUUGCCCGGCGCUGGUUCUGGCUGUUGAAUUGCACCCUGGAUUAUGCUUGAAUUUCUCUACAGGCUCCCUUCCCUGAGAACUCGCUGGUUCGAAUGGCCCCUGUAAUCCACGCAGAUCAGUCGAUGUUGUCAGCUUAAACAAACAAAACCGCCCUGGGGGAUUUUUUGGCUUUUUAAAUGAGCGCAGUUGAUACGAUUGACUGGGUAGAGCGAGAUGAAGGCUGUUUCCCCGUACGCUCUGCGUGUGUUUCUCCCAUCUCCACGCGUUCAUCGGGACGUGUAACAAAAAGCUUUGACUGUGCUUCUGUUCCUUAACCCCCAGGCACCUCUUUUGACCCCAAAAAAAGCUGAUGGGGAGCAGCGAGCGGCCAGGAGAGCGAGCGAGUGCGCCGGGGCUGGCAUCGGGGUGCGAGGAGGCAGUGACAGCGCGGGGAAGCCGUGCGGGAGAGCUGACAGCAGGUCUGAUGUGUGGGGCAAAGGGAGGGUGGAGGCGAUGCCUUCAUCUGCGUUCUGCACUGCUCGGAAAGUUGACAUCCAGGGGAAACCGCCUGGUUUGGUUCCUUGUUUAGCGAGAGUUGCUGCUUUGCUUUCCUUUGGGUUGUUUCUGUGGGUGUAGGGGAUUGGUCUGAGUGCUGCUAGAUGCUCCGAGGGAAGCUACGCUGAGAUCCCACUCACAGGGAAUGAGGAGAAAAAGCCUUUUUAGGCAAAUACUCAUAUUUUUUGAAACAGUCUUAGUUUGCCUGUAUUCCUCCUCAGACCUCUGAAUUUAAUAUUAUUGUAUAGUAACGUCUUUCUUCCUGAACUCUACAAAAAAAGUUAUUUAAACGUUGCUGCUUUAAGACUAAAAUUGUGUAACCAGAAGCUAGGUAGGGCAAUGCCCACUUCUUUUUGUUGUUGGAAGUAAGGUACAAGAGCAUCCCAUGUCAAGCAGGAGUUGCACUUCCAAGUGGCCAAAUUUCAUCCUAGUAAAUGCGAAGUUGUGUUGGAAAUAAUUGUUAAUUGUGGCACAUUUCUGAGCUGAAGUCGCUGGCGCUGCGUUGUCCCUGCCAGAGCUGAAGCAGCAGCUUCGCGGGCACUGCUUGCCUGCAGAAUGUUUCCUUCCAGAGCUGCACCCGAGCGCUGUCAUCUCUCUUCGGCCUGCUGCCCGAAUGAACGCUUGAGCUUGGAUAUUUUUUUUGGUUAUUUUUAAAAAGUUGCAUCGCAGUUUUUUGUUUUACGAGUUGCCUGAGACCUCAGCUCCGGGAGCGCGGCCGCCCCCGCUCAGCGCCCGUUUCCUGAGCGCUUUUGUGGCUCCUCCUUGCGGGGAGGAGCGCGUCCAGAGCCCGACUCUGUGCGUGUCGAGGGCUGGCUGCUGGCUUCGCUGCGAGUUUCGUUGUGCCCUUCGUGGCUUCGGGUAAGUGAGGAGAGCCCUGAGCACGGCACAGCAGCCGGGGGCUGUCGGCAGUGCGGGGCUCGCGGUGCCCGACCCCCUACACUCCCUGCAGAUACGGGGUACGAGGACUGCGCCCUCGCUUGGAGCUGCUGAAGGGUUAUUGCAGCAGUUUCACGUGUAUCGUUUUGUUGGUGAUGUACGUAGGAAGUUCUUAAAUAUUUAUCUGUAUAUAACUUUUGGUUUUGUAAGCCCCCGUGGUGUCCGAUAUGGUGUACAUUUCUGCCGAUCCCACGCGGUGAUGUUUUAGAGCCAUCGUACCUUUUUAGUCUUAUUUUUAGAUUUGUAAUAUUUUUAAACUGCUUUAGAUAUUAGCGCUCCUAGUGGUAUUACGAUGUGAUGCUCUUGGAAGUUGGGUCCUGCACAGCCUGCGGUCUGACCGGAGGCGCCCGCGCUGGGAGGCGGCGUUGGCACCGAGCUGAGCAACGCCGAGCCCCGCGACGGUGCCCUGGGAAGGGGGAGUGCAGCUUUCAAACCCUUUCCUCUCAGAGCCUACAAACACUACAGGUAGAACCCGGGCAGGAACCCGCUGGGAGAUGCCCUCCCGUCCUGUCCUGUCCCGUUUAUUAAGGCAGUUACGCUGCGUGGUGUCGAGGGACCCUGGUGUGCUUUUUUUUUUUUGAGUGGGGCACAUCUCAGAGCAUCUGUAACCUGUGCACUCCAGAGGGGUACCCCGUUCUCUCCAGUAGUUUGUGCCCUUCGUCUGUCUGGUGCCCUUCAGUGUUCUUGACGUUUCCAGAGAGUUUAGGGAACGUCCUUGUGCUGCAGUUUUCCCUACCCGAUGCAACUGGAUAUUGGCAUAAUAUUUAACAGGAGAUCCCCGCCAGGCAGUCAGGGAGGCUGUUGCCCCUUGGCGGCCCCUGCCUCGUGUUAAUAAUUCUGGAUGCUGUUUAAAUACGCGUUAAUCUUAGAAUCAGAGCACUGAAUCGUAACCCCCCAGCGCAAGUGUUAGUGGCGUAAGGUCGGUAUAAACUUAACUCGCUUCAUCAUUUGAUGCCGCUUCUCUGUAUUGUCGUGGAAAUCAUCUAGUUUGUAGCGUACCAUUGCACCAACUGCUUAAAUAUCCUGAAAGUAUGACUGAUAGCUAACUCAGGGGCAGGAAAUCUGUCCGUGUCCGAGUCCUGCAAGAACUCUGGUCUGCUCCACGCGCUGCGUUCGGAGGUUUUAAGCGCUGUGUGGGACUCUGCAAGAUGGAAAUCCCUGUCGAAUCCCUGUUCCAUUCCGCGAGGCUUUCUGUACACGAAGGAACCGCACGAGGGAAGCUGUCGGUCUGUUUUCUGUUUGCACAAGUCAAAUGCCAUAAAUGUGGAAGACAAACCUUCGUUUGGAAACGAAGCACCCGUGUUCCGUGCACAGCUGAUUUUGUUGCUCCAAGGGUAGACGCCGGGAGUUCCUGGUGGCUCUCUAUAUAUGUAUGUAUGUGUACAGAGGAAGCGCUUCUAUAAAGUGGCCAUUCAUUCUUGAGUGCUGGUGUCUUCUCUGCUCCCUUUUCCCCCGCGGCCAGCAGCGUGGCUGUGUGCCCGUGGUCGUGCUCCGUGCGCGGUGACGGCUUCCACCAAGUGUGAUCUGCUCAAAUUCCACCCUUUGGCCUCAGCCCGGUCGGCUGGCGCUGGGCUUUGCUGCUCGGGCUUCUCUUUAGGGAACAAAAUGAAACCCAGCAGCCGCAAGGAGGGCAAGGGGAUAGGUUUGGCUUGCGUGGGCUGGGACGUGGGGGUGGUUUAAAUGUGAUCACUACCCUCAUCUCUAGAGGUGAACAGAAUACAGCAUUGUUUUUUCCCCCUAUGCUGGUUUUCACCACGUUGUACUCUACAAAGUGGAUUUCUGAGCUCACAAAGCAAGGUCCCAACCCGUGCUGUAGGUUUUGGAUUGCAGCACUGUGUGUGUGUGUAUAUGCACAUACAUAUAUUUAUACAACAGGUGUGCACCUUGCACUUGCUGCCGUUUUUUCUUCGGUGGUAAAACGUGAAAUUUGGCUCAAAGUGCUUCUGUGAGCUCUCAGACAAGCGCAUGGUGUGAGUUUUGUGCGGCCAGAGUUGUGCUUUCUCCUUGCAGCUGCAGGAAAAACAACUCCUGGCUUGAGUGCCUGGUGACACAGCGGCAGGAUCCUGUUGUAUAAAUAAAGAGGUGGUGGGCAAAGCAGGGAGCUGUGCUGCCUGGAAAGGAGAAAACAACCUUUACUCCCAAAAUCUUCCCUCCUUGCUAGGGUGAAUUAAAACUCUAACAGUGUUUUGGCACAGCCUGCUCCAGCUGCUCAAUUUGCAGUGUUUGCAGGUCGGGCUCGUAAGCCGGGGAGCUCUUGCAAGUCACCAAACUGCAGUUAGUUUGUGGGGGUGCCACCGGGUUGCUGCUGCUCGUGCCGGGUGGAGAGCGCAGCCGAGCCUGCACCCCAGGAGCUGAUGCCUGAUGCAGAGCGUGAGCUUCCACGGUGGGUUUCCAUGCAGCAGGUGGGGGGAUCCCACCUCCUGCGCCCACCUUUCUCGUUCUGUCCGUGUCCCACGCAGUCGAUGAACUCUGCCUCUUGCCAAGUCCCAGAGCCUCGCCGUGUCCUCGUUUGGGCGUGCGCCACGUGAGCCAGUUGCUGUCAUCCCUUCCUCUGCUCGUCCCCACCUUCUCCCACUUUUUUUUUUGGGCUGGGCGUGGGUCGUUUGCUUUGCGUUAUCAGCUCAUCCAAGGCGGUUUCUAUUAAUUUUGCAUGUGAGCAGGGCCCUGAGCUAAGUAAUUCAUCACGGGGUUGUGUUGUACUGGCCUCUUUCCGAAGCCUGAGGGAGCUGAGGACGGCAGGAGGAGGGAAUGCGUUCGGCGUUUGCACUGUACUUCACCUCGGGCGGGGCGGGGUGGGGGGAGCCCGUCUUUAAAAACAAAAAAAAAAGUUGUAAAAAAGACAAAAAAAAAAAAAAACACAAUCGAAGUAUGAAUGCAUUUGAGAAGCAAUUAUAAUAUAGACAUAUAUAUAUUUUGUUAUGUUACUAAAGGACCAUACUUUGAACUGUAUGUAAGUAGAUGUGGCUGUCCGAACCUUGUGGAUUGUAACACUCGAUACUACUGAGCUCCUGUACAUACCCGCAGUUCCAGCAGAAGGAAUUAUUUUAUGUUCUAGCAUGGUAGUUUUGUGUAUCGUACGUCUGAAUAUAAACUAAAAUAAAGACUGCUAAGUUAUCUGAAACCACUGUUGUAAAAUAAAUGUUUUCAAUGCAGAA